This is a messenger RNA of Camellia sinensis, 4053 nucleotides long. RefSeq lists its product as uncharacterized. NCBI's taxonomy places the organism in Eukaryota, Viridiplantae, Streptophyta, Magnoliopsida, Ericales, Theaceae. The record is from RefSeq and is a predicted model, not a curated record. Gene Ontology annotation, molecular function: protein binding; ATP binding; protein kinase activity. Gene Ontology annotation, biological process: protein phosphorylation.
AAUCAAAAAGGCAUUCCUCUAUUAAACUUUUAAAAGAAUCUACUCAAUACAAUCACUCCAAAUAGAAAACCUUAGCUUUGAAUCAAAGCUGGCAUUCCACCUCAAUAGUAUUCUAAUAUAUGGCUGAUUGGCACUUUCACAAAACGCCUAAAUUACCACAUGUUGGAAACUCUUCCUUUACAAUUACACCUUUUCCCAUCCCACUAGCAGGAAGCAUCAUCUCCCACACCUUUCAAUAAAAUAAAGUAUUAUUAAAAAAAAUAUAAAUAAAUAAAUAAAUGAAAACCAUCAGCAGCAGCACUCACAGUCCUCUCAAGUCCAUGGGCCUCAAAUUACCAACUAUAAAGAAGGGCCAUCCAUAUUCACAUCUCAAACCAACCACUAGAGUGCCAUGCCAUGUUUUUCCUAUUCCUCAAUUGUGUUCUCUUCUCUCUCACCCUCUUCCUAGUUUCUUCAUCAAUCUCAUCAUUCCCUCAGUCUGCCAUUUAUCUUCUCCAUUUCCGCAACAGCCUUCCAGAACCUUCUCAGCUUCUCUUGCCAUGGAAUCAAUCCACUUCAUCUUCUUCCUCCCAUUGCCAAUGGCCUGGAGUUUCAUGCUACUCCAAUAUCAAUUUACAUGUCAAGUCCUUAAACCUUUCAGGUUUCGGUAUUUCAGGAACCUUAAAUGACUCUGUUCCCAAUCUAUGCCGUCUUCCACAUCUCCUCUCCAUCGAUCUCAGUGGUAAUAAUUUCACCGGUAGCCUCUCUCUGAUGCUCGGAAAUUGUUCCCAACUGAACACCAUUCUCCUCAAUGAUAAUGCCAUUACAGGUCCAAUCCCACCAGAGAUUUUCCAUUCCAAUUCCAAGCAGCUUUUGAAGCUUGACUUGGGCUUUAAUUUCCUCUCUGGCACAGUUCCUCCUGAGGUAGGCCUCUGCACCAACCUUGAAUAUCUUGGACUGUAUGACAAUUUCUUGACUGGACAGAUUCCAAGUCAAUUAUUUUCUCUAGAAAAUUUGAGGUUUUUGUACUUGAGUACAAAUAAUUUCACUGGUGCUUUACCGGAUUUCUCAUCCUCAUGUUCUAUUUCUGAUCUCCGCAUUCAUGAGAACUCAUUAUCCAGUUAUUUACCUCCUUCACUGGGCAGUUGCCACAACCUCUCAGUGUUUUACGCGUCUUAUAACAGUAUUGAAGGAAUCAUUCUACCUGAGAUUUUUAAAGGUCUUUCACAACUUCAAUGUCUCUAUCUUGCUAACAACAAUCUCCAAGGAGAAAUUCCUGAAACACUAUGGGGUCUAGAGAAUUUACAGGAGAUUGAGCUUUCAAGAAACAAUCUCAAUGGAAGUAUAUCCGAAAAGAUUGGUCAAUCUCAUCUGCUAUCUAUUAUUGCUUUGUCUUAUAAUAAUUUGAUCGGUCAGAUUCCAAGCUCAAUUGGUAAUCUCAGGAAUCUAAAUACUCUGGGACUGUCCAACAAUAUGCUCAAUGGCUCAAUACCUCCCGAGCUCAGCAACUGCACUUCCCUUCUUGAAAUCGGGCUUCAAAACAACUUCAUUGAAGGAGCAAUUCCAUCUGAAAUUUGCUCUCUCCAGAGUCUUCAAAUCUUUUACGCGUUCGACAACCACAUCGAAGGCCAAAUUCCUCAACAGAUAGGGAAAAUGACCAGUCUUGUUGAGUUGGCUCUGUAUAACAAUAGCAUAACCGGUACAAUCCCAUAUGGAAUUACUAAUCUGACAAGCCUAACAUUCCUUUCUUUAGCUCAUAACGAUCUUACCGGAGAGGUACCAUCUGAGCUUGGAAAAAACAACAUGCCCGGUUUAGUUAAACUUGAUUUAACCGGGAAUCGAUUCUAUGGACCAAUUCCUUCCGGCUUAUGUGCUGGCAAUAGCCUUUCCUUUUUGAUCUUAGGAAACAAUCGGUUCAAUGGGACUUUUCCUGUCAACAUUGGAAAAUGUAAGUCUCUUAGGAGGGUGAUUCUGAGUAGCAAUCUUCUUCAAGGAAAUAUACCAGAAAAUUUGGAUAUGAACAUCGGAGUUUCUUACUUGGACAUUCGAGGAAACUUGUUCACUGGACAGAUACCCAAAGUUUUUGGUUUCUGGAGCAAUCUCUCAAUGAUUGAUUUUUCUGGAAAUAUGUUCUCCGGCUCUAUACCUCCGGAGCUUGGAAGGCUCCGGAAUCUUCAAACUUUAAAACUUUCUUCUAACAGACUGGUCGGAAGGAUUCCCUCUGAUCUGGGUCGUUGCACAGAAAUGACCAAAAUGGACCUCAGCAACAAUAGCCUUUCAGAGAGCAUUCCUUCAGAGAUCAUAACAAAUGUGAAAUUGCAGAGCCUCAUCCUUCAAGACAACAACCUUAGCGGACUCAUUCCCGAUUCUUUCUCUUCCAGCCAAAGUCUCUUCGAGUUGAACCUUGGAAACAACAUGCUGGAAGAUCCUAUCCCUUGUAGUCUGAGUAAACUUCAACAUUUUAACUUGGUUCUAAAUCUUAGCAAUAAUAGGUUCUCCGGUGAAAUCCCCAAAUGCCUCAGGUAUCUUGACAAGUUAGAAAUUCUUGAUCUCUCAAGCAACAGUUUCUCAGGUGCAAUACCACCAGAACUGAACAACAUGAUCUCCCUCUCCUUUGUGAACAUAUCAUUCAACAGGCUUUCAGGCAAAAUCCCAGAUUCUUGGGAGAAAUUAUUGAGUUCAUAUCCGGGAUCUUUUCUAGGAAACCCCGGACUCUGCUUGCUUGGCACUGAAUCUAAUUAUUGUAGCGAAACAAGAAAAUCCCAUUCAAGACUCUGGAUGCUGGUUGGUGUGACCAUAGGUGUGAUUCUCUCUGUGGCACUACUUUCCAUCGCAGCUUAUAUCUUAGUGAUCCGAGGCUGUCAAGAUCAAUUUGCCUCUCACCGUUCUCUUCUUUAUGACAGUCGAUCAAGAACUGAAGAUUUACCAGAGGAUUUAACAUUUGAUGAUAUCAUGCGUGCGACUGAAGGCUGGAGUGAUAAGUAUGUGAUCGGGAGAGGCAAGCACGGGACAGUUUACAGGACAGAAUCAGUAAAAUCCAGAAAGCAUUGGGCUAUCAAGAAAGUGGAAUUGUCUGAGACAAACUUUAGCAUUGAGAUGAUGACUCUGAGUUUGAUUAGGCACCGGAAUGUGGUGAGAAUGGCAGGGUAUUGCAUCAAAGAUGGAUAUGGGUUUAUUGUGACCGAGUACAUGCCAAGUGGGACUCUCUUCGAUGUGCUGCACAGCAGAAGCAAAACUCAUAUGGUUCUAGAUUGGGAAACGCGAUAUCGGAUUGCUAUUGGUAUUGCACAAGGCCUUUCUUACCUUCACCAUGAUUGUGUACCACAAAUCGUCCACAGAGACGUUAAAUCCGAUAACAUACUGUUGGAUUCUGAAAUGGAACCAAAGAUAGGGGAUUUUGGAACAGCCAAGUUGGUACGUGAUUCAGAUGGAAGCUCAACGAAGUCUGUUAUUGUCGGAACACUGGGAUACAUUGCACCAGAGAACGGAUACUCAACUCAGUUGACAGAGAAAUGCGAUGUGUACAGCUACGGAGUUAUUUUGCUAGAGCUUGUCUGCAGAAGAUUGCCUGUAGACCCGUGCUUUGAAGAAGGCUUAGAUAUUGUCUCCUGGGUAAGGAAGAAUUUACAGAAAAAAGAUGAGAGCUUUUGGUUCCUAGAUGAAGAAGUCGGUUUCUGGGAUGUGAAUGAGCAAUGGAAGGCAGUGAAACUGCUAGAUUUGGCACUUCAAUGUACUGAGCAGGUGGCUCAAAGUAGACCUUCCAUGAGAGAUGUUGUUGGAUCUCUCACAAAGUUGAAUGGUAAACAUGAAAGAUUUGUACAAAACAGAGAAAAUUAGCUUUCUAACAUUCAACGCAAAGCUUCCACAGUUUUCAUGUGCAAAGGAUGCUAGACACUACUUACAGGGCUACACGUACAGAUGUAUCUUGUUAUCUUGUAUUUCAUGAUACACUUCUUUUUGUUAACACCUGCUACGUAGUUGUUAGAAUCUUAGUAUUCACUGUUCAAUUCAUACAGUUUAAUACGAGUAUUCGAUUCAUAUAAAUACGAGUAUUCAAGCAAAAUGAUUUGAUUC